UGCAGAGUAAGGAGGGCUCAGCAGAUUCACAUGUGGGACUGAAUCAUUGAAUUUCUUUAUCUCCAGAAGAUUCAUUAUCUCACGGGAAUCAUGAUAAUGCUGAAACUCUGGAAUCUCCUUCUUGCCUAUGCGCUGAUCAGUUGUCAGAUGCACGUCUCACAGGCAGCGCCGUCCAGAACUAGUAAGGAGUCGAUGUCGGAUGGAGUCACACUUUCAAAUGAAGAUGCACAAGGGUUACUCAGAGCCAUCAAGGAGUUCAUGCAGAUAACGUCAGAGGAGCAAGACCACCAAACAGCUGAUGCAAAGAGCAAUGCGACAGCACAGAAGCGGGCAUGCAACACAGCCACCUGUGUGACCCACCGCUUGGCUGACUUCCUGAGUCGGUCGGGAGGAAUCGGACGCAGCAACUAUGUCUCCACCGACGUGGGAGCCCAGGCGUUUGGCAGGCGGAAGCGGCGCGGCCCUGUGUGAGCACAUGAGCAGAUGUGUGUGCCUCCUUUGAGUGACCAAACUACAUCAUCAUCUACCUUCAAACACUGGGAAACAUCAACAAACUUCUUCACAAACAUCGAUGGACCUACAGUUUUUAGAAACCUGUCCGUAUUCAUUCUUUGUCUGUGCUUGAAAUCGGAUAAAUAACAAUAGCACUGAUGUAAUCGUUAUCGAUGCAAGAAAACUGAACAAAAGUACCUUAAAGGAAUGGCAGUAUGUUUUUCUCUGUUUUUGCUUGGAUCAUAUUAUCCUGACAUGUAUCUGUAUAACUGUACUGCAAACUCGAAGUCUGCACUUUCAAAAAGAAAACUUCAACAACUACGGCUUUCUUGUGCCUUCAUGUAAUACUUCCUUAGAGUUCCUUAUAGUGCAAAAUGCAAGUGUGAAAAAUGUAUUAAUCUAUAUAUUAAACUGAUCGUUUAUUGAAAGCAGGAAUAAAUUGUAUUUUAGCUACAUUAUGUUUUCAUGUCUUCCUGUGUUUUUGUUUAAAUGGGGGAUAUAAGCUGUAAACCAUGCAUACUUCACUUGGAAAGGUUCAUGUGUUAUGUCUGACAAGCGAGGGCAUCCAAUCAUGCAGUUUAUCAUCAACAGAGAGGACACGUUGUAUUCAUUAGACAC
Messenger RNA from Pungitius pungitius (ninespine stickleback), 1110 nucleotides. It is a transcript of the gene calca, whose product is annotated as calcitonin/calcitonin-related polypeptide, alpha. Gene Ontology annotation, biological process: adenylate cyclase-activating G protein-coupled receptor signaling pathway; regulation of cytosolic calcium ion concentration. The record is from RefSeq and is a predicted model, not a curated record. NCBI's taxonomy places the organism in Eukaryota, Metazoa, Chordata, Actinopteri, Perciformes, Gasterosteidae. The transcript has 5 exons. Gene Ontology annotation, cellular component: extracellular region. Gene Ontology annotation, molecular function: calcitonin receptor binding; hormone activity. The coding region runs from base 91 to 471 and encodes 126 amino acids.